UAGCCAUGGCAUCCCCACUAGUUUCUCUGCUCCUCAUCGGAACUUGUUGCCUGGCCCUCGUCGAGCAAUCUGGUGCCGAGUGCUGCACCUCCAGGGAGGAGGUGACCUUUAAAAUGGACCGGGGAGAGUGCGAGGAUGUUGGAGGAUCUGGGUACAAUCCCCACAGGUGCGAAAUCACCAUUUGCGCCGAUGGAGUGAAGAAGGUGGGCACAUAUUGCGGCCAGGCAUCGUGCAACAUUUUCGGCUGCAACUGCGAUGGCGGAUGUCUGAGGGGCGAGUGGACCCAGAGCUUCGUGCAAAGGAACAGGGACUACGGAAUCGAAAUCCUCGAGGUCGUGAGGAUCCCCCUUUAAAGUUGAAGUUAUGUAUGAACACAUGUACCAUCUUCAAAAAUUUACCAAUUAAAUUUGGCAAUAAAAGUGCACAGUAAAUAUAUAAAUAAAGUUGU
Messenger RNA from Drosophila biarmipes, 448 nucleotides. Its product is annotated as protein Diedel-like. The transcript has a single exon. The record is from RefSeq and is a predicted model, not a curated record. Bases 6 to 353 code for a protein of 115 amino acids. NCBI's taxonomy places the organism in Eukaryota, Metazoa, Arthropoda, Insecta, Diptera, Drosophilidae.